Molecule: messenger RNA, 363 nt
Organism: Debaryomyces hansenii CBS767
Lineage: Eukaryota; Fungi; Ascomycota; Pichiomycetes; Serinales; Debaryomycetaceae
Gene: MRP17
Product: mitochondrial 37S ribosomal protein bS6m
Exons: 1
Coding region: 1-363 (120 amino acids)
Biological process (GO): translation
Cellular component (GO): ribosome; mitochondrial small ribosomal subunit
Molecular function (GO): structural constituent of ribosome; small ribosomal subunit rRNA binding
Source: RefSeq, a predicted model, not a curated record
AUGUACUAUGAAUUAAUGGCCAUUUCACGGAUAUCAGAUCCGUUGAAAACAAACAAAGAGGCUACCAAGAUUGUUUCGACGUUAGGAAAAUUGAUCUUAAAUAAUAGAGGGAUAAUUAGAGACAUAACAAGUUUAGGACCAAGAACGUUACCGAAAAUUGUAUCCAAAGAUCAGGAAAGACAUUUUCAAGGAUAUCAUUUCUUAAUGGGAUUUGAUGUGUCAUCCAAUGUUCAACAAGAAUUGUUAAGAACUUUGAGAAGAGAUCCAAGAGUUUUAAGAGCUAACAUCAUUAAACAAGAUAUGAGUAGAAAAUUGAAUACUGGAACUUCAUUCGAAAGAGCGUUUAGUAGUACGCCAAAAUAA